Messenger RNA from Cryptomeria japonica (Japanese cedar), 1349 nucleotides. Its product is annotated as G-type lectin S-receptor-like serine/threonine-protein kinase At2g19130. Gene Ontology annotation, molecular function: protein kinase activity; ATP binding. Lineage: Eukaryota; Viridiplantae; Streptophyta; Pinopsida; Cupressales; Cupressaceae. The transcript has a single exon. The coding region runs from base 1 to 1284 and encodes 427 amino acids. The record is from RefSeq and is a predicted model, not a curated record. Gene Ontology annotation, biological process: protein phosphorylation.
AUGUUAACUCCACCUCCAAGUUACCUAAACUUUUGUUUAAAUUUUAACGGCAAUCUGGAAAAACGAAAAUCACCAAAUCACCGCUUGGAAACGGCCGUCAGCAACGGGAAACCCGUUUCGGCGAUGUUAGGCAUGCAGGCUACUUCUGAAGGCCAGCCCUUCUUCAUUCGAUUGGCUGCUUCUGAUGUGUUACUCUUGUCAACCAACACAGGAAGAAGAAGCAGCAGCAGAGUAGUUGCACUCUUCAUUUCAAUUCCUUUGGGCGUUGCUGUUUUGAGUAGUCUGUUGAUUGGAGCAUGGUUUUUACAGCGCAGGCGCGAGAGACUGUUUCAGAAAGUCGAGUAUGACACUCCAACAUCGCUUACAAUGUUCACCUACAAAGAGCUCAAAAUUGCAAGUAACAAUUUCUCCUAUAAGUUGGGAAAGGGGGCAUUUGGCUCUGUCUUCAAAGCAACUCUGCCAGACAAUACCCUCGUGGCCGUGAAAAAAUUGGAGGGUUCCGCACAAGCAGAAAAGCAAUUCCGUGCUGAAAUUAGCACCAUUGGAAACAUACAUCAUGUGAAUUUGGUGAGGCUCCGGGGAUUCUGCGUGGAGGGAUCUCAAAGAAUGCUUGUUUAUGAGUACAUGCAAAAUGGGUCUCUCAACUCUUUCUUGUCCGGCAAAUCCAUGGAAGAAGACAAGGUAUUAGACUGGAAAACUAGAUUUGGAAUCGCUUUGGGUACUGCAAGAGGGCUACUUUAUCUUCACGAAGAAUGCAGAGAUCACAUCAUCCAUUGCGAUAUCAAGCCAGAAAAUAUUCUUCUAGACAUGGAUUUCUCUCCAAAAGUGGCUGAUUUUGGGCUGGCAAAGCUUGUUGGCAGAGAAUUCAGCAGAGUUUUGACGACAACAAGAGGAACGAUAGGGUAUUUGGCUCCCGAGUGGCUGACCGGCGUGCCAAUAACUGUGAAGGUGGAUGUGUACAGCUUCGGCAUGACCCUGCUCGAAAUAAUCUCAGGCCGUCGAAAUAUUGACUUGAGAGUGCAGGAAUCUCAGUACUACUUCCCUACAUGGGCUGCAACUGAAAUUCACAAGGGAAACACGAUCGGUAUUGUGGAUGAAAGAAUUGCAAACAACGUGGAUGUUGAAGAGGUGGGGAGAGCAGCUAUGGUAAGCAUUCUGUGCAUUCAAAAGGACGAGAGUGGGAGGCCGAGCAUGGCCCAAGUUGUUCGGAUAUUAGAAGGAAAAUCAGAGUGUGAGGUGGAACCAUAUGAGAAGUCCCUGCAAGCGCUUGUCGAUGAUCAUUGAGCAGAAUAAAAUUGAACCAGGGGAGGCUGCUGAAUUGCUGAACUUUCCACCCAUAUGCAUAUAUG